AUGAAGCAAGCUCUUAUUGUUGUCGACGUCCAAAACGACUACUUUCCCGGUGGAAACCUCCCUACGGAUCAUCCCGUUGAAACUGCCCAAGCCGUGGCUCAGUUGAUUACCAAGUUUAGACAAGAAAGCAAGGAAGUGGUGUUUGUACAACACAUUUCUACAGAGGAGACCUACAAAGUACUUCCCAUUAUGAAGGACGGUAGCAAGGGUGCUGAAAUCCAUGACUUGGUGCGUCCCCUUCCUACCGAAAAGGUGGUGCGAAAACAUGAAACCAGCUCCUUUGUUCGCACCGAUUUGGAUGCUUACCUCAAGUCCAAGGGUAUCGAUACGGUUGUUGUUGUUGGUAUGAUGAUCCAUAACUGCGUCAAUGCCACCGCAUAUGAUGCCAAUGCCAACGGCUACCAAUGCUAUGUCGUCGAUGAGGCUGUCAAUACGUUCGAUCAAGAGUUGUAUGGCAAAGUCAUUCCUGCCAAGCAAAUCAAGGAAAGCUUUUUGACAGGUAUCCAAUUUGCCAUGGCCAAGGUGGUGCGCUUGAAUGAUGCCUUGAAUGAUAAUUACUAA
Molecule: messenger RNA, 561 nt
Organism: Lichtheimia ornata
Lineage: Eukaryota; Fungi; Mucoromycota; Mucoromycetes; Mucorales; Lichtheimiaceae
Exons: 1
Coding region: 1-561 (186 amino acids)
Source: RefSeq, a predicted model, not a curated record